Messenger RNA from Acanthamoeba castellanii str. Neff, 2232 nucleotides. RefSeq names its product Arf GTPase activating protein. The record is from RefSeq and is a predicted model, not a curated record. The coding region runs from base 1 to 2232 and encodes 743 amino acids. Gene Ontology annotation, molecular function: GTPase activator activity. NCBI's taxonomy places the organism in Eukaryota, Discosea, Longamoebia, Acanthamoebidae. The transcript has 6 exons.
AUGGACAAGAACUACGCGUUCGACGCGUUCACGCGGGAGGCGCUCGAGGCCUGGACCAUCGCCAUCCAGCGGGUGUGCGCCGUGCUGCUCAAGGCCAACAUCGCCAAGAACGGCGUCGUUACCGACACCAGCGAAUCCGACGGCUCGUGGUCGGACUCGAAGUCGUGCCGCAUGGCCUUGCUCAAGAUACGCAAGGAGGAAUGCAACGCGGUGUGCGCGGACUGUAAUGCCCAUGACCCGGACUGGGUGCUGAUGGAGCUCGGGGCGUUCAUCUGCAUCGAAUGCGCUGCGGUGCAUCGGCGCAUGGGAUCCACCAUAUCCCAGGUGCGAUCCAUCCAGCUCGACGCCUGGGGAGCGCAGCAGGUCGAGUUUUUGAAGCAGAACGGGAACCGCAAGGUGAACCUGUGGUGGGAGGGGCGGCAGAUGGCGGGCGUCAAGAAGCCCGCCCCGCCCAUGAUCACCGAGGGCGAGCGGGAGAAGUACAUUCGGCUCAAGUACGAGAAGAAGUUCUUCACCGCCGACUGCCGCAUGCUCACCGUCGACGAGGCCCUCGAGGCCACCGAUGACUCAGAGAAGGCCGCGCGGAUGCGGGAGAUGAAGAGUAUGAUCCUGACGCUGGUGCGGGAGGACGAGGAGUUUCGCAACGAGCUCCGGUUGCUGCUGCUGCCGCCAUCGCCGCCGCUGCCGCCAGUUGCGGCAAUGGCAGCAGGCGGGCAGCUGCCGGUGGAGGGCGGCGGGCUCGCGGUGAUAUCGGAGGCCGGGGUCGUGUGCCUGACGAGGGAGAAGCGGAGCAACGACCUGUACCCACCACCUUCGUCGCCACCCUCGCCCUCAUCAUCAUCAUCAUCAUCGUCAGUCGUCGCGAAAGCGGAGGCGCAGCAGCAACAGCAGCGCGAGGAGCCGGCCACGGUGCCGUCGCCAUCGCCGGUGGUGCGCAUAGAGGCAGAGGCGGGGGCGGAGGCGGAGGCGCCGGCGGUGGCGCAGGCGGAGACAGAGGGCGCGCAACCGCGAUCGCGAUCGCCGAAGACGGACGACGAAGGAGCGACCAGCACCAGCAGGAAGAAGAAGAAGGCGACCACCACGAAGCGGCGGAACAGCAAGAAGGAAAAGGACCCGGAGAAGGAGAGAGAAGAGGAAAAGAAGGAGCGGGAGAAGGAGAAGGAACGAAAACGGGAGAAGGAAAGGGAAAAGGAGAAGGAGAAGGAAAAGGAGCGGGAGCGAGAGAAGGAGCGGGAGAAGGAGAGAGAAGAGGAAAAGAAGAAAAAGAAAAAGAAGAAGACGAAGAGGAAGGAGAAGGAGAAGGCGGAGAGGGAGGAGGGAGGCAAAAAGGCGGCGGCGCGAAAGACCUCCGCAGGGGCGAAGGAGCUUCCGCAGGCGGAGCCCAAGAGCGAGAGAUCCGGCCAAGCGGCGGAGGUGGCAGCUGCAGCCAAGGAGUCGGAGGUGGAGAGGGACGGCGACGACGGCGAUGAUGACCACUACGCGAGCGAUGAUGGCCAUCACGUGAGCGACGAAGACGACGACGGAGCGCACACUCCGCCGGAGCUGUCUGAACGUAGCAAGUACGGUCGGCUGGAGGAGCAGGUGAGCUACACCAGCGUCAUCGAGGAGCACUACCGCAUGCCCACCAUGCCACUCGCCAGGUUUGAGGCGGAGAAUCGGUCGCUGUCGGCGAGGCGAGGACUGGCCCUGCAGCAGGGCCUGCCGCCGCCGCCCGCCAAGAUCGAAGCCGAGGACGAGCGCGAGGCGCUGCGGAGCCAGCGCAAGCCCAGCGAGGACACGCUCGGGCGCAAGAGCGGAGCCCGCAUGCUCACCGCCCGCAACUACGGCACCGUCUCUAGUCCCUCCUCCUCCUCCGCGGCGGCCAGCGCCAGCGCCAAGGACCCGCGCUGGAGCGCCUCCAGCACCUCCCUCACCUCGACCGCCACUCACCAGCCGCCCACCGCCGACUCGCCCGCACCGGCGGCUGAGUCGUCAUCAUCACCAUCUUCUUCUUCAUCUUCAUCAUCAACGGCGGGGAGGAAGAACAAACUGCGGAAGAGUUUCGGCGGCGGGAGCAGGGGGUCGUCGACGCCGCUCAAGGACCCGCACGGCGCGAGCGGCAACGGGGCGGCCGCGUCGUCGCCAGCUACCGACACCGGCCUUGUACAGAAGAUGAGCAAGAGGAUGACCGGCAUGCUCUCCAGCCCGCGACGACGCCGCAGCGCACGCCCCGACACCCCCUCAAACGAGUGA